AUGGCUUCUCGCGACGGCGCCGCCACUUUCCAAGUCUACCGGCCCAUGCCCGCGCCGUCGCCGGCCCCGCCGCCGAUGUCUCUGGCGGCCGCAGCCGCAGCUCCAGCCGCCGCCGACGCCGCGGCGCCCGCGCCGAAGAAGGCGAAGAGCCCGGGCGGCGCGGGCAAGGACCGGCACAGCAAGGUGAACGGGCGCGGGCGGCGCGUGCGGAUGCCGAUCGUGUGCGCGGCGCGCGUGUUCCAGCUCACCCGCGAGCUCGGGCUCAAGUCGGACGGGCAGACCAUCGAGUGGCUGCUCCGCCAGGCCGAGCCCUCCAUCCUGGCGGCCACGGGGUCCGGCAUCACCCCGGCCGUCUUCUCCUGCUCCUCCGCCCCGUCCACCACCUCCGCCUCCGGCGGCGCCGGCGCCGGCGCCUCCCUCACGCUCCUCGGGAAGCGCCCGCGCGAGGAGGAGCACGAGGCGGCGGCGGCGGCGCCGCCGUUCUGGGCGAGCCUGCAGGCGCGGCCCGUGGCGGCGGUGUGGGGCCUCUCGCCCGCGCAGGAGGCGGCGGCGCAGGCGUACGCGUCGGUGGCGGCGCAGGGCCACCACCACCUCAACCUGCUCUCCGUGCUCUCCGGCGCCACGAGGCCGUCAGAGGAGGAGUCCCGGUGA
This is a messenger RNA of Miscanthus lutarioriparius, 651 nucleotides long. The record is from the annotation of a GenBank genome assembly. Lineage: Eukaryota; Viridiplantae; Streptophyta; Magnoliopsida; Poales; Poaceae.